Molecule: messenger RNA, 696 nt
Organism: Gossypium arboreum
Lineage: Eukaryota; Viridiplantae; Streptophyta; Magnoliopsida; Malvales; Malvaceae
Exons: 2
Coding region: 1-696 (231 amino acids)
Source: RefSeq, a predicted model, not a curated record
AUGGUACCGUCGUUGCAUGCACCACCAAGGCUGGUGGCAUCGUCUGAUGACAAUCUCAUUCCAAAUCUAGAAGCAGUCUUGUUCACACAGCAGGAUAAGUUGCUAGCCUCAUGGCUCCUUUCCACGGUUCAUGCCUCUUUGCUUUCUUAUUUCAUUUCUACUAAGUCUGCUUUUGAUUUUUGGAGUACUGCGAGUCAUCUAUUUGCAGCUACUUCCAGUGAAAAAGUUUCUCAGAUCCAGCAUGAUCUUUAUGCAACAAAAAAGGGUGGUUCAACCGUUAAAGAAUAUGUUUUGAAGAUUCAAACUCUCUGCGCGCUUCUUGAGGCGUCGGAAUCUGACGUUCUAGAAGCUGAGAAAGUGGAGGUGCUCUUUGCUGGACUUCCACCUGAGUUUGACUCAGUAUUCAUGCUGGUCCCGUUUUCGUCAAAGUCGUUAAAGUUUCAAAAGCUUGUUGAUAUUCUGAUGGGGUUCGAAAUUCGGCUGAUGAGGGCGGUGCAUGGGGUCCCAAUGGUUGCGCAUGUCGUUGAAGCACCUAGUGCUGUUGUGGUGGUUAACUCCGACUUGCUAGGUGUGUACGGUAGGAGUUUCGAUAGAGAUUACGACUCUCCUGUGAAUGAUGCUCCGGUGAUCGGUGGUGAUGGCUAUAGCCGUCCUCGUAGGUGCGCUCCAGAGCAGCAAGCUGAAGAUAGAUUAUAG